This is a messenger RNA of Angiostrongylus costaricensis, 333 nucleotides long. Lineage: Eukaryota; Metazoa; Nematoda; Chromadorea; Rhabditida; Metastrongylidae. The record is from the annotation of a GenBank genome assembly.
AUGGGCAUUCUGCUAUGGACAGAGAAGCACGAUAUCCUUCCAGGAUGGGAACUGUGUCGUGCACAUAGAAUGGCGAUGUCCUGCAACAUGGGAGCUGGACAUAGAGUGGACAUAGAAGCACGAUAUCCUUGUAACAUGGAAACUCUGUCGCGGACAUACAAUGACGAAGACCUGGCAACAUGGGUACUCUAUCGUGCACAUAGAAGAGCGAUGUCCUCCCACGAUGGGAGCUCUUUCGUGGACAGAGAAGCACGAUGUCCUGGCAAAAUGGUCAUUCUGUCAUGGACAUACAAUGACGAUGUCCUGGCUAUAGAGAAUUCUCUAUUUGCAUAA